This is a messenger RNA of Anneissia japonica, 2871 nucleotides long. Its product is annotated as sushi, von Willebrand factor type A, EGF and pentraxin domain-containing protein 1-like. NCBI's taxonomy places the organism in Eukaryota, Metazoa, Echinodermata, Crinoidea, Comatulida, Comatulidae. Gene Ontology annotation, molecular function: calcium ion binding; Notch binding. The record is from RefSeq and is a predicted model, not a curated record. The transcript is spliced from 16 exons. The annotation marks the transcript as partial. Gene Ontology annotation, biological process: Notch signaling pathway.
AUGAGAUCCAGCACUUCGAUCUAUACGCUGCUUUUAGUGAUUUACUUACAAGGUAUAAAUGGCGAGGAUGCUACAAUCACAGAAAGCAAACACACUCAAGAUAAAUCAUCGUGGGAGUUUGUACCUAGUGAUAUUUGUGACUCCUUUUGUACGGGCGGGAACUGCUGCCAGGCUCAAAAGGCAAAUUGUGCAUGUGCUCUUCAAAGUGGAGCGUAUGGAUGUGCAUGUGCCCCAGGUUACACAGGGUCUGGUCUGAAUGAGCAAUGUUCACCCUGUGAUAUUGGCUAUUAUAAAUCAGUGUGGGGCCGGCAGGCUUGUGACGCAUGUCCAAUGAAUUCUGAAACUAAAAGCAAUGGUGCCACGGCUGAAAGUGAAUGUGAAUGUAGUGAAGGUUACAAGAAAAAUUUACAAAAUCAAUGUGAAGUUGUGACAUGUAGUGUAUUGACACCUAGCAUAGGUGUCAUCAAGGUGUCAUCAAACUGUGGCAAUGUAUUGAAUGAUGAGUGUCGAUUUAAAUGCGCUACCAACUACAAAACAAUUAGUGGAAAUGCAGUAAGAACAUGCCAACCAAACAGCUCUUGGUCUGGCACUCCUCUACAAUGUUCUGAAAUCCUUUGCAAAACGCUGCCGAAUGUGGAGUUUGGGACUUUAAAAUGUAACAGUAGCAAACUAUCCGUCGGUACGGAAUGUGAAGUGAAUUGUGAGGAAGGGUACAGUAUAAGCGGAGAUGCUAUCCGGACUUGUGAGCUCUCUGGUAUUUGGAGCGGGAAUACACAGACAUGUGAACCCCUAGAAUGUCCGGUUAUAAAACUUCAUCAAGGUGGAGCAAAUAUGAUACUUACACCCAGUGAAUGUUUGAAUUCUACGCUUCCAUACAAAUCAGUAUGUAAUAUUUCGUGCGUCGAUGGUUAUGGUCUUAUAGGUCCAAAAUCACAUGUGUGUCAAGCCAAUCAGGCGUGGUCAAAAUCAAAAAACAUUACUACAAAAUGCAAAGAUAUUGAACCACCUGUAAUUACAAAUUGUCCUCAGGAUAUUGAAGCCGAUACAGAUCCAUUGAAGGAUACAGCAGUGGUAACUUGGCCCUCGCUAAUCGUUAAUGAUAACUCUGGAGAUAAGCUUACUCCUAAAGAAAGAAGAAUACCAGCAACGACAGGCCAGGAGUUUAGCAUAGGGACAACUCUUGUAAAAUUCCUAGUUAAAGAUGCUAAAAAGAAUAAGGCUAGGUGUAAUUUCAAUGUUAACGUAAUAGAUAGAGAGCCACCAGCUGUGGUCUCCUGUCCCACUGACAUUGAAAUAGAAAGUUCGCAAAGCACCAUCAAUGUAACCUGGAAAGAACCAGAAUUUAAAGAUAAUUCUGGCAAAUUUACUCUUCAAUCAAACAAAUACUCUGGUUAUCGGUUCAACCAAUUUGAAGUAUUGCUAGUUUCCUACAAGGUUGAGGAUUCCUCAAAAAACACAGCCUUUUGCAAUUUUUCUGUGAAAGUGAAGCCUUAUUCAUGUCCUUUCCAACCACCCCCUGCAAAUGGAGCUGUUGCAUAUGAUUCUUGGGCAGGUGGUCAAAUUUACCGGAUCUAUUGCCAUGCUGGCUUUGAAUUUUCACGUACACCCGAAGAAGCGUACUUCUGCUCAGCAGAUGGCAAAUGGGUUCAACCUCCACCUUUUAAUGAUACUUUUGAAUUACCAUGGCCAGACUGUUCCGCUGCUGAUAAUGGUACUGUGAAUUUACCAAUUGUGCUACAGUACUUCACUGAAUCCUGCCUAGAAGACGGGGCCCCACAGAUUCAGGAGGACUUUGCGAAUAUAUUAAGUGACAUGUUACCUGACUUUUGCGGUACCAACUGCACUGCAGAAAAUGUAAAUGUGAUAUGUGGACAAGUAGGUGAGUCAGUGGCUGGUCGUAGGAAACGUCAGUCAUCACGUCAACUUGCAUACACUAUUCAGUUUACCGUUCAACUGCCAAUUAGUUCAGAAGAAUCUCAAGACCAUGAAGCAUUUCAGAGAACAGUGGAUGGACUUACAGAUGCCGUUCUUACUGGAAAUUUAACAUAUACAGUUGGAGGAGUCCCACUUACUCCCUCAAAGGAUAUUUUCGUUGGGGAAGCUACCAUCACUUGUAGAAUAGGUCAGAUAAGGAGAAAUGGUCUAUGUGUUAACUGUCCUGCUGGUACUUUCUUUGAAUAUGGUUCAUGCAUCAGAUGUGAGAAAGGCUUUUACCAGGCUAAAGAGGCUCAAUUAUCGUGCACACCGUGUCCACAAGGAAGCACGACUCUCUCAGAAUAUGCCAAAUCACAACUCGAAUGCAAAGCACCUUGCAAACCGGGCACCUAUUCAGAAAGUGGAAUAGAGAGCUGUUUAGCCUGUCCGAUAGGAACAUACCAAGGAAGGGGGAGACAGACAAAGUGUUUCCCAUGUCCAAUUGGCUUGGCAACACCCAUACCAGGGGCAACAUCUCUUGAACAAUGUCAAGUAAUUGAUGAGUGUCUGAUGUCUCCCUGCCUAAAUAAUGGAUUUUGUUAUGACUUAGAAAAAGGUUACAAAUGCAUUUGCCGAGACGGUUUUACAGGUGAUAACUGCGAGGUCAACGUGGAAGAUUGUUCACCUGGGAUUUGCAAGAAUGAUGGUACAUGUGUUGACCAAGUCAACGGGUUUAUGUGUGUUUGUCCAACUGGUUUCAAAGGCCGAACAUGUGUGGUCAACAUUGAUGAUUGUAAAAAUAAUCAUUGCCGUGGUAAUUCAGUAUGCGUGGAUGGUCUAAACAGCUAUACAUGUGCAUGUGCUGCAGGAUUUACUGGACGAUUAUGCGAAAUUAACUAUAAUGACUGUGCCAGUAAUCCGUGUGUUAAUGGAGGGACAUGCUUUGAUCAUAUUGGG